Molecule: messenger RNA, 1694 nt
Organism: Ambispora leptoticha
Lineage: Eukaryota; Fungi; Glomeromycota; Glomeromycetes; Archaeosporales; Ambisporaceae
Source: the annotation of a GenBank genome assembly
AAGGUUCAGAAGGAAGCGCCUCAUUGAAUGGAUCUACACACAUAGAUGAUAUCACACGUGUUCAUGUCUCUGAAUCAUCGUCGCUAUCUCCUACAUUUUCACAAAAAAGAAUACAAAUUAAAUCUAAUGACAUUCCAAGUGCCUCAUCAUCAAUAGCUUCAUCGAGUCCAUCAUCGCCACUAUCUUCUACAUUUUCACACACAAGAAUACAGAAUAAAUCUAACGGUAUUCCAAGUGUCCCGUCAAGUCCCUCAUCGACUAUAAGGCAACGUUCAGUCUCUCCGCGACCACAAUCACCGUCUUUAUUAGCUCAAGCUGUUAAAGAUUCACCCAAAUCGCCAAUUCCACAAAAAUCUCAAGAUCGAGUUCCUAUUAAACAUAGGCACAGUGAUUUGGUACACAAAGCUCUCACCACAUUAAAGAAAUACGGAGAGUCUCUAGAUGGUUGGGAAUUUUAUUCGGAAAAUAAAGGAGUAAAAAUUUAUAUGAAAGAAGUUCCAGGAAAAACAAUGCCAAUUAUGCGCGGUGAAGCGACAAUAACUGGUGGAUGGACUGUUGACGAUCUUCUAGCGACUAUUCUUGAUCCAUCUUGUAGAAAAAUAUGGGAUGACCGUUUAGAAGAUGGUAUGAUUCUAGAGCGUCUAAAUGAUGCCGACGUGUUGGUAAAGACCAUGAUGAAAGGCACUUUUCCAAUUAGUGGUCGUGAUUUAUCUACAGCUGUGACAACUGAACGUGAUCCAUUUUCUGGUGCUAUCUAUAAUGCUGGUUGUUCUGUGAUCGAUCCUGCAAUACCAGAAACCAACAAACAUGUACGUGCUCAAUUAGAUUUGGCAGGUUGGAUUCUUCGCCCUCAUUUUGAUUUUGCUGGAUUCACAUCCGCUGUUGAUGUCACUUAUAUUGUUGAUAUUGACAUAAAAUUGCAAAGUAUUCCAUCAACUAUUCUAAAAACAAUUUCCACCGGAACGCCAAUGUGUAUUGCCAGAAUUGACGAAUUAAUACAAAAGAAUGGAUAUCCACCAUAUGUGCGUAAUACUAAUGGUAAAGUAGUAUCAUCAGCAUUCAAUUUGAAGAAUUGUCAAUAUGAAUUGACAUUAAGUGAUCUGAAUCCUGGUGCUAUCACGGAAAUUUGCGCUAGUAGAAAAAUGUAUCCCUCAGGUUUUGAUAUUUCAAUCAAACCUGAAGGGUCUAAAGUAGAACUAUUGGCAAAUAAUACCGAAGUAGUGCGUAUUACCAUGCCAGAAAAAGCCAGUUAUAAAACGUUGAGCAUCGUAUUGACUAAACAGGCAUCCAAAGAAGCGCAAUUGACCCUCAAUGGAAAACAAAGUAUCCCAGUCGUUCCUUCAAGUAAUUUGCCAGGACAAUUUAAUAGUAUUCGUUCUUCAAGAACAUUUGGAAAAAUGGCUGCAAAUUUAAGAUCUACUACACCUACCACGUCAUCGAACAAUAUUGGUAAAAAUAUCAACAAUAAUUUAGUUGUUAAUCAGCCGCCGCCCAAUCCAUUAAAUUGGUAUAAUAAAGAGGGAUCAAAUGACACCGAGAAUCAAAGCGUGAAUAUGCCUGCUGUCCGAAACAGCACCAUUAAAAAAGAUGUGGUAGUGUUGAGCGACACAUUACGUUUCAACUCGCAUCAAGUUGGAUUAAUGUUUACAUCAAUGUUGUUGGCUUAUUACGCUGGCAAGCUUAGUGGAUGCUAG